This is a messenger RNA of Anolis carolinensis (green anole), 2159 nucleotides long. RefSeq names its product proline-serine-threonine phosphatase interacting protein 2 (gene pstpip2). The transcript is spliced from 15 exons. The record is from RefSeq and is a predicted model, not a curated record. Lineage: Eukaryota; Metazoa; Chordata; Lepidosauria; Squamata; Anolidae. Gene Ontology annotation, cellular component: plasma membrane; cytoplasm; actin filament. Gene Ontology annotation, molecular function: actin filament binding. Gene Ontology annotation, biological process: actin filament polymerization. Bases 133 to 1137 code for a protein of 334 amino acids.
AGGAGAGUGAGAAAAAAGUCCUGAAGAAUUGAGGAACUUGGAGCCGAGCGGCUCCACCUGCUUUUUCGAGACUCCGGCUUUUUGGAGCGCUUCGUCCGCACUGGCAGGGGAUCCAAACCGCUUCAGCCCACCAUGCGGGAGACCCUGUUCAAGAAGAACUUCUGGUCUACAGAUCUGUUAAGCACAACGGGAUAUGACAAUAUCAUCCAACACCUGAACAAUGGCAGGAAGAACUGCAAGGAAUUUGAAGAUUUCUUGAAGGAAAGGGCUUCUAUAGAAGAAAGAUAUGGGAAGGACCUGAUGAAUUUGUCCAGGAAGAAGCCUUGUGGGCAGACAGAGUUAAACACCUUGAAAAGAGCCCUUGAGGUUUUCAAGCAACAGGUGGAUUGCGUAGGCCAGAGCCACAUCCAGCUGGGCCAAAUGCUGCGGGAAGAAGCCAAGAAGAUGGAAGAUUUCAGGGAGAAACAGAAGCUCCACCGGAAAAAGAUUGAGCUCAUAAUGGAUGCUAUUCACAAAAACCGGAAUUUGCAGUACAAGAAAACCAUCGAAGCCAAGAGGCUCUAUGAACAGCGGUGCAGAGACAAGGACGAGGCUGAACAGGCAGUCCACCGGAGUGCAAACCUGGUCACACAAAAGCAGCAGGAAAAGCUGUUUGUCAAGUUGGCACAAACCAAGACAGCCCUGGAGGAUUCAGACAGAGUCUAUCAGGCGAAUAUCAGCGCUGUUGAGAAGAUCAGGCAAGAAUGGCAGAAUGAGCACAUCAAGGCUUGCGAGGUUUUUGAGAAUCAAGAAUGCGAGCGGAUCAGCUGCUUCCGGAACGCCUUGUGGCUUCACAUCAACCAGCUCUCUUUGGAAUGUGUCAAGAAUGACGAAAACUACGAAGAGGUCCGCAAGAGCCUUGAACAGUGCAGCAUCGAGAAGGACAUUGAAUGUUUUGUGAACCUCCGCAAGACGGGCUCCCUUCCCCCGGCACCGGUGGUCUAUGAAAACUAUUAUAAUUCACAGAAGAAUUCAGGGUCAGGAAAAAAUCAAGGCCCGGCACCUGGAAGGAGGCCACAGUUCCCUGUUCCAGGCAGCAAACCAACGGAUCCGGAGUACUCUACUGUGGAUGGUUAUAGUUUGAUACAUCACCCCUAACCUAGAAUAAAUCUUGCUGCCUUGUUGCCCGCCUGUACCUCCAUAAGGAAAGAAAGAAUGCAAGAAAGAAAGAAGAAAGACUCUGCUUUUCAAUUUACUUUUUUCUUUCUCUUUUUAAAAAGAUUUCACACACACACACAAAAGAGAUCACAAAAAGGACACAUUUUUAAAAGACACGAAGACCUCAUGAUUUCUUGGGUGAUGUGAGUAGAGGAAUCUUUAAGCACCACAUUGUCGGAGGUGCAAAGCCUGUGUUUGGAUCACUAGUGUCUUGAGUAAGUCGCCAUCGUUGUACCUAACCUACCUCACAGGGUUGUUGUGGGGACAAACAAGAGACAACCUCUUUAGGUUGUCUUAAACUUUUUGAAGGAAAUGUUGGACAGUAUUGUGAAAACUAUUACGUGCCACAUGAGCCUAAGGGAGAAACGGAUAUGCACGGAGGUGGCUUUUUGAAAGCAUUUGAUCUUGUUCUGUUGGACCUGAGUACGGAAGGAGUGAAGGAUCCUAAAUUAUCUUAAACAAUAAAAUGUUAAGAAGAACCAGAAGAUUCAUUGUGCAUUCAUCACUGUAAAUGGAUGCACGGUAAUCAAAUGCCAGUGCCAAUAUUUGGGGUAAUUGCAAUUGUGCAUUGUUAUGUGGACCCAGAAUUCAUCUUCCAAUAGUCCUCAUGGUUUUUGCAAGACAGAAAAAAAUGUGUAGCAUUCACUGCUUCAAGUCUAAAGAAAUCCACAAUGAAGGUUUCUGUGCUCCCUGUACAUUCUUAUAAUUCCUUUUGGGAAAGUGGAGAUUAUGUUGUUGGGCUACAAUGCCCAACUAUGUUACAUAGGGUUUCUUGCACUUGCAGUUGGACAUUUGGAGACCCAAUGAUUCCCACUUAUAGCCUUUCCCAUACAUAGCCUUUCAUUCUCCCCUUCCCAUAACAUCCUAUUUCAUCUCAUAACCCCAGCAUACUCUUCCUUUGAGGAAAGGAUUUUUGUUUGAAGUUGUAUUCUUUAAUAAACCUAUGUAGAGCUCUAACUUAA